AUGUCCGCAUCCGUACGAACAGUCAAAGUCGGCGACUAUGAUGCGCUGAGAGAAGAGAUUGGAAAGAUAAUGAAGCAGCCAGGCUAUGACGACGGAUCUGCUGGUCCAGUCCUCGUUCGUUUGGCGUGGCAUGCGUCAGGUAAUUUCAGUUUGGUCGAGCACAAUGGAGGAUCGAAUGGCGCUGGUAUGCGGUUCCCACCUGAGUCUGUCGACCCUGCGAACGCCGGUCUGCACCACGCCAUAUCUUUCCUCCUCCCAAUCCAAGCCGCCAACCCUUGGAUAAGUCACGCCGACCUCUGGACUCUAGCCGGAGUGACAGCCAUCGAACACAUGCGCGGCCCCCGCGUCCCCUGGACACCCGGACGAUCCGAUUACGCCUCCGAAGAAGAAGCCUCCUCCCAUCGCGGGAACGUGGGCGACCGCCUGCCCGACGGGGCGCUCGGCGCGCAGCAUGUGAGGGAUGUGUUUGGGCGGAUGGGGUUCACGGAUCAGGAGAUUGUGGCGCUGAGUGGGGCGCAUGCGUUGGGACGAUGUCAUAAGGACCGGAGCGGAUUUGAUGGACCUUGGGUGGUCAACCCUAUUCGUUUCUCAAAUCAAUACUUCAAGCUGCUCCUCCGCCCAAUUUGGAAGCCUAGAGAAUGGGACGGACCAUUCCAGUACGAAGCUACCGUCGCUGGCACCAAAUUGAUGAUGUUGCCCACCGACAUGGCGCUCGUCGAAGACUCUGCGUUCAAGGGAUGGGUCGAAAAGUACGCCGCCGACCAGGAUCUCUUCUUCAAAGACUUUGCCAACGCUUUCGCCAAACUCAUCGAACUCGGCGUGGACCGAGAUGACACAGGCUUGGCUUCUCUCGCCAAGAAAGCCGCUGAAGAAGGCAGGCCUCUCGAUAAGACUACACCCCCGAAUCGUACUGCCAAGCUCGGGAGUGGCGGGUGUCCAUUCUCUGGGGCGAACGGCGGAGUCAGGAUGGCUGGCGGAGGGUGCCCAUUCUUGGCGGGGCAGAGGAAAUCCGCAAAGCUGUAG
Molecule: messenger RNA, 1023 nt
Organism: Cryptococcus amylolentus CBS 6039
Lineage: Eukaryota; Fungi; Basidiomycota; Tremellomycetes; Tremellales; Cryptococcaceae
Exons: 10
Coding region: 1-1023 (340 amino acids)
Biological process (GO): hydrogen peroxide catabolic process; cellular response to oxidative stress; response to reactive oxygen species
Molecular function (GO): peroxidase activity; heme binding
Source: RefSeq, a predicted model, not a curated record